Molecule: messenger RNA, 1703 nt
Organism: Sphaerodactylus townsendi
Lineage: Eukaryota; Metazoa; Chordata; Lepidosauria; Squamata; Sphaerodactylidae
Product: quinone oxidoreductase-like protein 2
Exons: 10
Coding region: 38-1165 (375 amino acids)
Cellular component (GO): mitochondrion
Molecular function (GO): oxidoreductase activity
Source: RefSeq, a predicted model, not a curated record
GGUGCAAAGCAGGGGUGUUGUGCUGGCGCCGGGGGGCAUGGCGAGCGCAGGAGGCUCGGUGGCGCUGCGCUGGGGCUUGCGCGCCAGGAGCGCUUUUCGGGUGGAGAGCUGCAGAAGGAAUGCUUUUGACCAAGAACUACUGGGUCCCACCUCUCUUAGUGGCUUCAGCCUCCAACAUCACCGAAGGGCCUAUCGAGCGGCUCUUUGCAUUGAGCUGACAAAGCCAUUGGUUGUAAGAGAUGUCCCAUCUUCUUCUUUGGAGCCUCACGAGGUCAGAGUUUGUGUCCGUUACUGUGGAGUAAAUUUUGCAGAUAUACUGGCUUGUCAGGGUCUUUACCAAGAAAAACAUUCCCUUCCAUUCAUCCCAGGAAUGGAAUUUUCAGGGGAUGUGAUGGAAACUGGAGUGGAUGUCAGCGGCAUAAAGGAGGGGGACCGUGUAAUUGGUGUGGCCAACACCAAAGCUCUGGCUGAGGAGUAUGUUGCUGAUCAAAAGUUGCUUUGGACAAUCCCCCAGGGAGUUUCUUAUGAAGAAGCUGCAACGUUACCUGUCUCUUAUGGGACAGCCAUCUUGGCCCUUGAACGCAGAGCAUGCACAAAGGCAGGGGAGACAGUUUUGGUGACUGCAGCAGCUGGUGCCACAGGACUUGCCACGGUUGAUGUAGCAAGCAAUGUCCUUAAAGCAAAGGUAAUAGCAGCAGCAGGAAGUGACAAAAAAUGCAACCUGGCUCUCCAGAAGGGGGCUGUCCAGAGUAUUAAUUACAACUCAGCUGGCCUGAGGGAGGAAGUGAAAAAGCUCACUGCCAAUAAGGGAGUUGAUGUGGCCAUUGACACCAUUGGUGGAGACAUUUUCAAGGAGGCAUUGCACAGCCUCAGUUGGGAAGGCAGGAUCGUGGUGAUUGGUUUUGCUGGGGGAAUUAUCCCUUCUAUCCCAGCCAACCUGCUGCUUCUGAAGAACAUCUCUGCCCUGGGACUGUACUGGGGCCGAUACAGGAGCCAGGAUUUCCCAGUCUUUUCCUCGGCACUUUCUUCUGCUCUUCAGUAUUGUCAAGAGGGACGUAUCCAACCUUAUGUAGGAGCAGUGUUCAAAUUGGAGGAGGUAAAUGAAGCCUUUGCACAGGUGACUCAGCGUAAAUCUACAGGAAAGGUUAUCAUCUCAGUUAGUUAAGCCUAAUUUUGUGUGUGUAUGUAUAGAAGUUGGCUGUUGCUCCUUAUUGCUCUUGUCGCCUCCUGAAGAGAGAUGAGACCUCCUCCCAUGAAGCCUAAACAGUUCACUAACAGUGUAAUCCUAUGCAAAGUUAACCUGGUCUAAGCCCAUUAAAAUAGAUGCAAGUGAUCCAGGCAUUUUUGGGCUACAACAGCAGACACUUGUCUUCUGAGCUGCAUAACCUCACUAUAGUUUCAUCGCCCUGGUGUAACCCAACUUUGAUUUUAAGAGGGAUAUUAUCAUCAAUGGAAUGGCUAUCAAAUACAGCAACAAUAAUCAACAUAUAAUAGUUCUGGCCUGUUGUGCAACACAGACUAGCAGGGAGUCCUUUCCAGUUCUGUCUAGCUGUGUCCUUUAGCACUGCUGAUGGACUUGCAGCUUUUCUUUUCUUUGCUGAGCUCUCUCUCCUUAUUGUCAAGCAUUCAAAGGUUGCCCUGCAAUAUCAGAAUAUAGUUCAUAACAAACUGAAGUCUCUGAAGCAGAAGCGUAGUUCCAUGGG